Messenger RNA from Manis javanica (Malayan pangolin), 1897 nucleotides. RefSeq names its product ankyrin repeat domain containing 26. Lineage: Eukaryota; Metazoa; Chordata; Mammalia; Pholidota; Manidae. The record is from RefSeq and is a predicted model, not a curated record.
AGUCAUUAACUUUUGGUAAAGUACAUAUUCUUUGGAAUAUUUACUGUAAGAAACACUACCCUAGAGAGAAACACUUAGGUUAUUAACUCAGUAUAAAUAGUUAAAACACUUCCUACUACAUUUUAAAGCUUGGAGGUAUAGAGAGAUUAAGAAAUAGCCCCUGCUCUCAAGAAACUCUUGGUUUAGAUGGGAAGCAGUAAGGUAAGUACAGCGCACCAUUGGUCAGUACUGUAAUGGAAGCAAAGACUUCUUGGAAGACUUCAGCGUUUGAAGUGAGUUUUGGAGAAUAACUUUGCAGGUAAUUAUGUUGAAGAGGUGUAGAGGACGGGCAUUUCCAGAGAAAGAGCAGCAGGUGAAAACUCUAAGGGCUGAGAAGGAAGGGGCCACUUUUUAUGUUCCUUCUAUAUUAUGUGUUUAAUGGCAGAGGAUCUUUCAUAAGUUUUUAAUUCAGUUUAGAAGUAUGUAAUUUUGUAACAUAUCGUUUUUGCUGUUUACAGCGAGGCCUAACACUGCUUUUGCUUGCUGUAAGUGAAACAAAUUAUCAGAUGGUGAAGUAUUUUCUAACUGAAGGAGCAAACGUACAUGCUGUUAAUUGUUGUAAAAGUAUAAUAUGUCAGACUAAGGAAGAAAUGAAGAAAUCUUCAUUUAAAUCCUCACCUACCUCAGAACAAGACUUAGAAAUUACAUCAGUGGAAGAAGAAAGCCCUGAUGGAAGUGAAUAUAUCCACCCACCGAUGAAGCAGGAAUUGGAAGAAAAUGUAACCAGAGAACUAAAAGAAGUUGCUGCUGAAUUUGAAUCUAAAUCCUGUAUAGCUGCUCCUCUAGGAUCUAUGGAUGGGUUAACUCCAAUUCAAGCUCUACUUUUGAAGAUGUCACAGCACUAUGCACAGAUUUUGAGGAAAAAUUAUAUGAUCUGAAAGAAAUGUAAAAUGUACUUGUCUGAUGGAGGGGAAAAAGAUGGCUGGCAGAGAGAGAACUGAGGCAGAAACCACUUCCCAAAACCACAUGUAACAAAAAUACAGCAAAUACAACUAAUCCUGAAAGAGUGACCCGAAAGAAGACUGCAAGACUGCCUACAUCUGGGGAAAAGAGAAGACCUCACAGAAAAGGGUAAAAUAGCAAAGCCCCAACUCCACAGGACCAAGGCCUCCCCCAACCCAAGCUCACAGGUGAGAGAAAGAGAAAUGGAGCAGGGAGGGAGGAGAAGCCCAGGACCACUAAACUCACACCCCUGGAGAUUGGCUCUGGGAGCAGGAACCCACAUUACAUGGUACUCUGUUGGAGAUUAGAGAGGUUGGAAAGCAAAGAUGGGCAGAAUACUCGGAGAUACUGAGAUACCAGCCACUUGGGGAGAACAGGAACCGACAACUGGCCACUCCAGGACAAAGGAAAGCCAAGCACUCUUAAAGACUUCCCAACAGCAAGAUGGGUGCUAAAUGGGCAAGGAUUGCACAGACCUUGCUGCUAAGGAGAAAGGACCGAUGGACUAAAUCAUUCCUGCACACUCAGUCCAGCAGGAUAGAAACAUUCAGGACCAUCAGAUGCUCCAUCCUCCUGGCUGGCAAUGCAGUGCCUAGGCAGACCACUGUGAUAGGCAGCUUGCCGCUCAUUCCUCCCAGCAGGCACAAGUCUGCACACCUGAUGCCACGACUGCACUGGGUCAGCCAGAGGGCAGCCCCACCUAGGGUACCUACAGGGGCAUAACACAGAGAGGUUCCUCCCUCCAUGCUCAGCCCACUGGACCUGGCAGUGGAUGCAGGCACCACAGCCAGGAAGCAUGAAAGAGCUUUUUGCCCCUGACAGGAGUGACCACUAUGUACCUGCGACCCUGCCAUCGCUCCAAAUACGGGGUAGAUCCAGGGAGCAGAGCUUCUGGGCACUACAGGGUGCCACCUUC